AGUAUAAAUCCUAGUGCUAGUAAAAUUAUUACUUUUAACCCAUCACAUUUUCAUGUUACUUUAUCAGCCGACCGACAUUCAACAUAUUUUACCGAUUACAGUAAUAGCCUAUUAUUUGUGAAAACAGGAAUAUUGGUAUCUUCGCAUUUACAUACAUGGUCAGUAGAUGGCAGUAGUCCAUUUAGAAAACGCUACUGGUGUUGGUGAGGAAGCCAAUACGUGCUUUGUGACCCAACAAACAAAAGCGGCGACCAGGAAAAGGAAACUGAGCCGGAUUUGGAAGCAAUUGAAAGGCGAAACGGAACCCAUGCGCGUAACAUUUUGGAAAGAGUGGUGAUGUCAUUUUGAAGCAAUUAUAAGUUCGACCCCGGCUCUUCUCGGACGUUUCCUCCUGCGCGGGGAUCUCAUCCGUCUGGAUGGAGGCCCAGUCAAAGCAACGUGUUUUCACUGGGGUUGUUACCCAGCUGCAAGAUAAUUAUGGGAUGGUUGACCAGGAAGUUCACUUUCAGACAAGUGAUGUGAUUGGUAGGAUUCCUCAGCUGGGGGAGAAGGUUUUGGUCAAGGCGGUGUGGGACCCCUCAGUGUCUGUCAGCUGGACAGCUCAGAGAGUGCAGUCUCUCAACAGCCAGCCGUUCAAAUCCCCCCCUCCGCUCCUGCCCACCAUGACGCCCAGCCAGAAACCUGGAAUUCUGGGAAGCAAGCCACAACCGCUGCUGAAGUCUCCGAAGAUCCCGCCGCUCAUUCCCAGCAUGCAACAGAACCCGCCCAAGCCGGGUUUGCUGCAGACUCCGUCCCACCUCCAGGCCCCCUGGGGGGCUCAGUUUGACGCGUGGGGAAACAGGAAGAGACACGGCGAGGGCAUGGGGGGUCGGAGGGGGGGACGGUGGGAGGAUGGCGGCUCCUGGGGUGGUGACGCAGUGCACCAGAAGAGGAGGAGGUGGAGGGGGUCGUUUGAAGAGGGGGAGAAGAAGAGUAGCCCCACACCCCCGCAGAACUGCCCCCUGUUCUCCCGCUUCCCCAGGGACAGCUCGGCGUGUGACAGUCUGGAGGUGCAGCGGCGGUACCCCCACCUGCCCCUCCCCGAGAACUUCCUCCACCUGCAGCUGAGCUGGACGGAGAGCUUCCCUCCGGACCAGCCGCUGAACCUCUCUGGGCCCUGCCCCUUCCACCUGGGGCCCGCCCAGUCUCCCCCCGAAACCUCGGCCGCCGCCAGCCCCGGCUCCGCCUACUCGGCCAAGGUGAUGCUGCUCUCUGUUCCCGCCGCAGAGGAGCUGUAUCAGCGCUGCUGCGGCCUGACGCAGGACCAGCAGGAGCCACAAGGGGGUGCUGUGCACCCGACAACACUCAUAAAGUUCCUGCUGGCCCUGAAGGGGUCCGAGCUGCAGCUGCUGGGGGGGCGCUGGUGUCCCCUGGAGGACGGGUCCAACCCAGCCAAGGACCCGCUGGUUCUGAUCCGCACGGCCGUACGCUGCGUCAAGGAGCAGACCGGGCUGGACCUCAGCCACUGCUCCCACUGGUACAAGAUGGCGGAGGUGCGUUACCUGUGUGGGGGGGAGGUGGAGACGGCGGUGUUCUACCUGCCCGAUGUUUGGCGCACUCUUCCCACCGAGGAGGAGUGGGCGGAGCUGAGGGCCAGCGCUAAGGAAGAGCAGGAGGAUGGUGCACUGCCCUUGCCAGAGGACCCGUCCCUUGUGGUGUACCCCUGUCCCGGGACCAGCCUGUCCUCCUUAGCUCUCUCCUAUCUGCUGGAGCCUCGAAACUCUCAGUCCCAGGAUGCCUUUGAGGUUGCACUGAGCGCAGAGUUGUUUAGUGAGAUGCUGCAGAGGGAUUUUGGGCUGCAGAUUUACCGCAGUCUGUGCGGCCUGUCCCAUGACCCCGCCCCUCACUGCCCCCCCCGCCCAGAGACUGAAGAGAGGGAGGAGAGCACGCCCACGGGUGCUGAAGGGAAAAAGGGGGAGCGAGACUCCAGGGGGCCGGGGCAGAAGGACGGGAAGAGGAGAAGCCGGAGGGAGAGAGGGAGCACGGGGGACCCCAAAGAAGAGGAGAAGGACGACAAGCACAGAGAAGAGGGGGAUGGGAAUUCGGCGGAGAACAAGGACGGAGAGAGCGAGACCGCAUCGGAGGAGGGGAAGAUGCAGGCGGUGGCAUCUGAUAACUCAGACGGUACAUCAGCCAGAGAAAGUGACCGGCCUGCGGGGUGGAGCCCUGUCCUUCCCCGCAGGGUGUUGUUGUCCUGGGUGUUUUUCGACAGGCAGCUCGUGGGCAGCCUGAGAGGCCAAGACCUGCAGGACAUCCUGCUGUCCCUGGGCCUGCACCUCACCCCCAUGCAGGCGCGAGAGUUGGUCUGCAGGGCUGUGGUGGGUGAGCAGUGUCAGUACAGGAGACUGGCCGGUCGAUGGGAGGACCCUGAACACACAGAGCCCGACUCUACACUGCAGGGAAACAGUGCGCUGAUACCCAGUAACGCCCCCAAGGGCGGGGGGUCGUCCAGGCGAUCUGGCGGGGGCGGCAGCGUCGACGUGGUAACGCACAAAGGGAGCGUGCUCAACAUCCCCAAUCUGCUGCGCUCCCUGGAGAGAGGAGACAGCCAGCGGCAAGGACUGGAGCAGCGCAUCGCCGCCCUGCAGGCCAGGCUCGCGGAGGCGGAGUCAGAGACGGAGUCUCUGCAGAGCAAGUACCAGGAGCUGUCUGCCGUGAGGGAGGGGCAGGAGGACCUGCGGGAGCGGCUGGAGAGGGCGGAGAGACUCAACUCCACCUACGAGAAGAGCCUGAAGGAGAACGCAGGGCACAUGAUCGCCGUCAUCGAGAAGAUGCAGAAGCUGGUGGACAAGACCACCAGUCUCGCAGAAUCAAGAGUAGACGGAGCGGAGAGGGCCUGACCAACUGGUGUCGCAUAGCGACGAUCGUCAGGGCAAUAGUUGUCGGGGCUUGCACCAAAACAGGUCGAACUCAACUGCACUGAAGUGAGACGGCGAGCAGGGAACACUGGGAUAUAGCCACACCAGCCUACAUUCAGACACGUACUGAUGAGCACUGAGACAUAUUCGCAUGCACGCCCACACAAAUAGACACACCUUCCAUUACAGACACACCCAGCUGCACUGAUGUGUGGAGAGGCAUUGACUCAUACACCCUUGCUUACAAUAAUACUGAACUACACGUGCACACAGACACACACACACACACACAUGCACAUGCACACACACUCACCAGUGCCUACAGACAGAACCAGAUGCAUCCAAUUUUAUAAACAAAAUAAAAUCUGAAAAUAAAAACAAAGAUGAUAUGAGCUGAUGCCAUCACAGUGGAAAAAAAAAAAA
Molecule: messenger RNA, 3320 nt
Organism: Anguilla anguilla (European eel)
Lineage: Eukaryota; Metazoa; Chordata; Actinopteri; Anguilliformes; Anguillidae
Gene: ccar2
Product: cell cycle and apoptosis regulator 2
Exons: 21
Coding region: 417-2879 (820 amino acids)
Biological process (GO): RNA splicing; regulation of DNA-templated transcription
Cellular component (GO): DBIRD complex; nucleus
Molecular function (GO): RNA polymerase II complex binding
Source: RefSeq, a predicted model, not a curated record